GCAGAUGCGCCGGGCCAUGCGAGAAAACAGGCUCCAGCAGCUUCAGCAACGGCUGGGUGGAGAUGCUUGCGACUAUGAGCCCGCCGGCGAAUCGGUGGGAUACCUGCCGACAAGAUGACAACCAAUCUGUUCACACAUCCCCACCUGAUGAUUCUGACGAUGAUGAUGCAGUCCUCAGGCGGAUUGCCCAACCAGCCAGGUUGCCAGAGUUGUCGGGGCGCACAGCCAGGUUUUGAUCGCCCUCCGGAUCGAGGAAGGACAUGGGUGGGUCCUGCCCGAUUGGUCCAGGUGAUCCAGGCUUGGGAAAAUCCCUACGACAAGCACGAGAAGUUCUUGAGAUUGAAGCUUGGAGAGACCUUGAAGUUGACACAUCCAGAGUUAAACAUCGAUGGCUUGGGACUCUUCGGCGGGAAGAAGUACGAUGGCAUGGAUGGUCCUGCAGGAUGGUUCCCUUCCAAGUGUGUCUCUCCCAUACGGGAGCCGCACGUCCGUGGUCAAGAUGCCGAUCUGGCGGGUGGAAGGGGGCUCUGCAAAUUCGAAGAUGACUGGGACACCUAUACCGAUCCGGCCACCAUGCAGAAAUGGUACCACCGGCGCUCCACGGAGGAGUAUUUCUUCGAACGAAACCCCACAGGAUGGAAGAUGUAUUUCACCGAUAAGCAUCAGACCGAGCGAAGGUGGUGGUAUCAUGAGGCAGACAAUCGUUACUUCUUCGAGAAGUACGAGACCGUGGGGUGAAGGAGUGUCUUACUCUAUGUCAACGCUGGAGCAAGCAGGGAUCCAAUGCUGCUGAAUUGAGCCUCCCUUGAGGGCUUGUGCUACCGGUUCCGUGCCCGAGUGACUUGGGUAAGCUCGGAGAGCCAGGGUAGCUAAAACCUGGGCUAAGAACGUG
Durusdinium trenchii is the source of this 892-nucleotide messenger RNA. The record is from the annotation of a GenBank genome assembly. NCBI's taxonomy places the organism in Eukaryota, Dinophyceae, Suessiales, Symbiodiniaceae.